GGCCCCCCUUCCCUCCCUCCCUCCCUCCGAUCGCCGCCGCUCGCCCCGUCAACCGCACCGCCACCCCUCUGCCCGGCCUUCUCCCAGGUGUGACGGAGGAGGAGCCUCGCGCGGGAGGCAGAGUUGCGAGCGCACGUCCGUGCGUCGCCGGCCAUGGACCAUAAGGAUGAGCACUCCGCCCACCCCGACCAGGAGGUCGAGGAGGAGGAGGAUGAGGAGGCCAAGCGCGCCGUCGUGCUCGGCCCCCAGGUGCCCCUCAAGGACCAGCUCGAGCUCGACAAGGAUGAUGAGAGUCUGAGGAGGUGGAAGGAGCAACUGCUUGGGCAGGUUGACACAGAGCAGCUCGGAGAGACUGCGGAGCCCGAGGUGAAGGUGCUGAACCUGACCAUCCUGUCGCCGGAUCGGCCGGACCUGGUCCUGCCCAUCCCAUUCGUCCCCGACGAGAAGGGCUACGCCUUUGCGCUCAAGGACGGCAGCGCCUACAGCUUCCGCUUCUCGUUCAUCGUCUCCAACAACAUUGUGUCGGGGCUCAAGUACACCAACACCGUCUGGAAGACUGGAGUAAGAGUUGAGAACCAGAAGAUGAUGCUGGGGACAUUCAGUCCCCAGGCAGAGCCCUACACAUAUGAGGGUGAAGAAGAGACCACCCCUGCUGGCAUGUUUGCAAGAGGCUCCUAUUCUGCUAAACUAAAGUUUAUUGACGAUGAUGGCAAGAACUACUUGGAGAUGAGUUACCACUUUGAGAUUAGGAAGGACUGGCCAGCCGUAUGAUGUGGGAACAAGGCUUCAUUCCAUGUUAGCUCAUAGCUAAGCCAAGGCAGAUUGGCAGAUUGCGCUGUCGCUUCUAGAGACCAUUACAAUUAUUCCCUUACGCCGUCGCCGUCGUUAACCGCCUUUCUUUUAAAGUUUUGUUGUUCCGAGCCUACUUAAUUUCCACUCUUUUUUUUCUUUUUUCUUUUCCGCAUAAUGUUCAUUCAAACUCGCUAUAUAAUCGGUUCUCCCUGGAGAUACUCUGAUGCUACUAUUUAUAUGUACCCGAUCGACUUGUUGCUUGUCUGAAACACACAUUCAUGCUUUGUUCCGUCUUAUCAUGUAAUUUUCUGUCCAUUAGGCAGUUAAUUUCAGAGCUUAA
This is a messenger RNA of Triticum dicoccoides, 1132 nucleotides long. RefSeq names its product rho GDP-dissociation inhibitor 1-like. Gene Ontology annotation, biological process: Rho protein signal transduction. Gene Ontology annotation, cellular component: cytosol; membrane; cytoplasm. Gene Ontology annotation, molecular function: protein binding; Rho GDP-dissociation inhibitor activity. The record is from RefSeq and is a predicted model, not a curated record. Lineage: Eukaryota; Viridiplantae; Streptophyta; Magnoliopsida; Poales; Poaceae. Bases 154 to 771 code for a protein of 205 amino acids. The transcript is spliced from 5 exons.